Messenger RNA from Aspergillus glaucus CBS 516.65, 2496 nucleotides. RefSeq lists its product as uncharacterized. The record is from RefSeq and is a predicted model, not a curated record. The transcript has 5 exons. NCBI's taxonomy places the organism in Eukaryota, Fungi, Ascomycota, Eurotiomycetes, Eurotiales, Aspergillaceae. Gene Ontology annotation, biological process: DNA-templated transcription; regulation of transcription by RNA polymerase II. Gene Ontology annotation, molecular function: zinc ion binding; DNA-binding transcription factor activity, RNA polymerase II-specific; RNA polymerase II cis-regulatory region sequence-specific DNA binding. The coding region runs from base 1 to 2496 and encodes 831 amino acids. Gene Ontology annotation, cellular component: chromatin.
AUGCUGCCGCAGUCGUCCCAUAGUCCCCGCGGGGCUCGUCGCUCCAGCGUCGGAGCAAAACCCCGUGUCUGCGUGCACUGUGGUCGCUCCUUUCGGAGGACGGAGCAUCUGGAGCGUCACGUUCGCACUCAUACCAAGGAAAAGCCGUUUACUUGUUUCUGCGGUGCUGCAUUCACGCGGCGGGACUUGUUGAAGCGACAUACCCGCAUCACGCAUGAGGAGAACAAUCCUCCGAAUACAGGCGGUCUUAUCUCACCCAAUUCGCAGCCAGAUCACGAAGAGAACCCCGUCAUCCAACAACGACCCCCGUAUGACGCACCACCACAGCCAGCGCCCAGAGCGAACGUGCCGAUUCCUGUCACAUCCCCGGCUGUCGCACAAUGGCCGGGACCACCGCAGCAUGGGACGUACAUACCGCAGAGUCAGCAAAUGAUGAACCCGGAUACUAGUCAUGCAGCGUUGGGUGCACAUCCCGUGGUCACGCAUGACGCGGAGAUUCUAGAAGCCGCGCAGUUGCUUCUUCCCGGUGGCUAUCUGGGUCCUCCACCGCCUGCGCAGCCAAUGCCGUAUUUCCCUGAGGAGCUUAAUCAUUUUCAGGAGUUUACACACUUCUUGGACUCGAUUGGGUUGCCGGUAGAGUGGCUUCCGACGACGACGGACAUAACCCCGCCGAUCCAUGGUGCUGUUCCCAAUGAUACCGCCAUUCGUGAGCAGCCAAGUUCUUCUCGUAAAGUAUCGGAUAGGUCGCGCGGUGAUUCUCCGUUUAGGUCCUGGUUGCCAUCAGUGCCCCCGGGAGAUCAGAGCUUGGGGUCAGUCUCCGAUUAUGAACCUCCUCAAGAAUCCAGAAAUCCUUCGCCAUUGAAAAUAACCGAAGAGCAAAGACAACGGUUCGCAUAUUCAUUGGAAGAGUUCCGUAAUGUCAUUCCGGAUUUCGUCCUACCGUCCAGGCAUACAUUAUCGAGAUACCUGGCAUCCUUUUUCCAAGGAUUUCACUCACAUCUUCCGUUCAUGCAUGCCCCGACACUGCGGAUCAAUGACCAUGCUCCUGAGUUGAUCUUGGGGAUAUGUACUGUUGGAGCUCAGUAUCGACAGGAACACCACAAUGCUGAAAGGCUUUUCUACACUGGACGCACCGUCUUGCUCGAGAGAAUGGCCCGAGAGCCACACAUCCCUCUCACAGGAUAUAGCAAUAUCACUGUACAGGUUCCGAUUUCGCACUCAUUUCACAGUACCGAAGGCAUCCUACCACCAGAGGCCGCAGCAGGAGCCAGUGCGUGGAGGCAGAUCGAAAGCAUCCGAACAUUGCUUGCUCUCAUGGCGUAUGCCUCAUGGGAGCCAAAGCAGGAGCUUAUACAGGAAGCUUUUAGCCUACAAAGUAUGCUCGUACGAAGCCUUCGCGACUUUGGAUUAGCAGAAAAUGUGACUGUUGCCCCAAGGCACACCCCUCUGCAAUGGCACGAGUGGGCGGAAGAAGAAUCCAUCCGACGGACGAGAAUCAUAUCCUUCUGCUUCGUUCAUAUACACAGCAUAGCAUACAACGUCUAUCCAACGCUCCGGAGUAGUGAGAUUCACCUACGCCUGCCGUGUGCUACUAAAGAGUGGAAGGCAACCACUGCCAGCGAAUGGGAGGAUACUCAGAGAGAACCUAGUCCUCCGCCACUGUUUUUUCAGGAAGCGCUCGCUAUUCUUCUACAGCCAUCACGAACAACCAUUGUCCCUGAUCCGAUUCCUACGCCGUUGGGUAAUUAUAUUCUUCUCCAUGGUCUUCUUCAAAGAAUCCACCUUGUCAGCGAGCUUUCUCUCCCGACAGGGGAUCAUGCCUCAUCACUGCCAACGGAGGAAUUGAAUAGACUCGAGAGAGCGCUUCGUGCAUGGACAUCAGCAUGGCAGCAAGCCCCAGAGUCAAGCCUUGACCCUCACAACGAAAACGGCCCCAUUCCAUUCACAUCGAGUGCACUACUGGGCAUGGCCUACGUCCGACUUUCUCUUAACCUAGGCCCAUACCGACAAUUAGAAACAAGAGACCCGUAUCUAAUCGCUGCGACAUUACACAGAUCUCCACGCCCCGGACGAAACUACCGUCUAACACCCGCACUUAUCUACUCAGCUCACGCAUUGAGCAUACCCGUGCGGCUUGGUAUAGACCAUGUCGCCCGUAGCCAGGCUUUCUUCUGGAGUGUCCGACACUCGAUCGCCGGUUUUGAAUGCGCGAUUUUAUUGAGUAAAUGGCUACUUUCUUUAGCAGAGCCGGGAAAUGGACACAACCUGAGUGAGAACGAAAGCCGUAUCCUCCACUGGACCCGCUGCAUCGUACAAGAAGCAUACGAUUCAAUGGAUACGGAAGACGAUGAUAUCCUCCCGAAUCUGGAACCCGCGACCCUUGGCUUAGCGGUCAUCAGGGUCUGGUCUCGUCUGUUCCGGAAGAAUACGCAGUGGCGGUUUAUCAAUCUUCUCGGGGAAAGCUUGAAACAGUAUUUGGCUAUGCUUCCGGGUUGA